CUCUCAUUUCACACUCUUCAUCUCCACUUCCUCUUCUCGAGCUUGCGAAACCCUAGCCAAAUCCGCCCACAUUGUCGACGAACUCUGAGAAAUCACAGCAAAUGGACGCAAUGGAAGUAGGUUUAGGCCCUUCCGUGGAAUCUGUGGCGGCGAAAGACCUUAACUGGGCGGCGGGGCGGGUGGAGAUCGACACCUCGGCGCCGUUCGAGUCAGUGAAAGAGGCUGUUGAUCGAUUCGGUGGCAGCGCUCUCUGGAAGUCGCAGCUCAAGAAUCUUUUCUCUCCUGAGAAACAUGAUCAAUUUGAUGAGGCUGAUGCCAUGAAAGUCGAAGAACAAGCUGCACGCAAAUUGAGAAGGAUCUUAUUAUGAAGGAAAAGGAAACUCUUGAUGUUUUAAAAGAGCUGGAAAUGACCAAAAAGAUUGUUGAUGAACUCAAGCUGAAAUUA
Messenger RNA from Dioscorea cayenensis subsp. rotundata (Guinea yam), 445 nucleotides. Its product is annotated as WEB family protein At2g38370-like. The transcript has 2 exons. NCBI's taxonomy places the organism in Eukaryota, Viridiplantae, Streptophyta, Magnoliopsida, Dioscoreales, Dioscoreaceae. The record is from RefSeq and is a predicted model, not a curated record. Bases 102 to 368 code for a protein of 88 amino acids.